UUUGCAAUAUUGCCCAUGCUGUUGAGCAGAAGAUGAGGAAGUGGGAGGAGGAGAUUGCAGCAGAGGCAAUGGGGCAAAGGUUGAACGUGGAAGGACUGCUUGUGUACUUCCCAUAUGAUUAUAUCUACCCUGAGCAGUAUUCCUAUAUGGUGGAACUCAAGCGAGCACUGGAUGCAAAAGGUCAUUGUUUGCUGGAGAUGCCUUCAGGGACAGGAAAGACUGUCUCUCUUCUCUCCCUUAUUGUGGCAUACAUCAAAACAAAUCCUACAGAUCUGACCAAGCUAAUCUACUGCUCUCGAACUGUCCCUGAAAUUGAAAAAGCUCUUGAGGAAUUGAGGAAGCUUGUGGAGUUUUAUGCUCAAGAGACUGGAGAGAAUCCUAACAUUAUUGGACUAGCUCUGAGCUCCAGGAAAAAUCUCUGCAUUCAUCCUGAGGUGAGUAAAGAGAGAGAUGGAAAAGUAGUGGAUGGACGAUGUCACAGUAUGACAGCAUCAUAUGUGCGGGCUAAGCAAAAGGAUGAUGAAAAUAUAGCAUUAUGCUCCUUCUAUGAAGACUGGGAUGGACAUGGGAAGGAGAUCAUGCUGCCCUAUGGCAUAUACAACUUGGAUGAUCUCAAGGAGUAUGGAAGGAAAAAAGGAUGGUGCCCUUACUUUGUGGCCCGUAAAGCUAUUUCUUAUGCCAGCAUAGUCGUGUACAGCUAUCACUACCUCCUUGAUCCAAAAAUAGCAGAACUAGUAUCCAAAGAAAUGUCUCGGUCUUCAGUUGUUGUCUUUGAUGAAGCACAUAACAUUGACAAUGUGUGCAUUGAUUCCAUGAGUGUAAACAUAACGAGGAGGUUGCUUGACAAGUGUCAAAAUUGCAUCCAAGUCUUGGAGAGAACAAUCAAUAAUAUCAAGGAGACAGAUUCAGUUCGACUGAGAGAAGAGUACCAGAGACUUGUUGAAGGACUCAGGGGUGCAAGUAUUGCUCGGGAAGCUGAUGUCUUACUUGCCAAUCCUGUCUUUCCAGAUGAAAUCCUUCAAGAGGCUGUCCCAGGGAAUAUCAGAAAUGCAGAACAUUUCAUGGUCUUCAUCAAAAGAUUUGUUGAGUACCUGAAGAUGCGCUUGAGAGUGCAACAUGUGGUACAGGAGAGCCCUGCAGGCUUUCUCAAAGACUGUGCUCAGAGAGUCUGCAUUGAAAGAAAACCCCUUCGGUUUUGUGCCGAACGGCUUGCAUCCCUACUGAGAACAUUGGAAAUUGCAGAUCUCUCUGACUUUUCACCCCUCACCCUGAUCUCACAUUUUGCAACAUUAGUUUCAACAUACACCAAAGGCUUCUCCCUCAUCAUUGAGCCUUAUGACGAGAAAACCCCCACUGUUCUCAAUCCUAUCCUCCAUUUCAGCUGCAUGGAUGCCUCCAUAGCCAUCAAACCAGUGUUUGAUCGGUUCCAAUCAGUGGUGAUAACAUCUGGGACAUUGUCUCCAUUGGACAUGUACCCAAAAAUCUUGGAUUUUCACCCAGUCAUUAUGUCUUCCUUCACGAUGACUCUUGCCAGACAGUGCAUUCUUCCAAUGAUUGUGGCAAGAGGGAACGAUCAGGUGGCCAUUUCAUCACGAUUCGAAACUCGUGAUGACAUUGCUGUGAUUCGAAAUUAUGGAAAUCUCUUAGUGGACAUAGUAAGUGUUGUACCUGAUGGUGUGGUUUGCUUCUUCACUUCAUACCUUUACAUGGAGCAAGUUGUUGCAUCCUGGUAUGACCAGGAGAUAAUUCAGAGCAUCCAAAAGCGAAAGCUUCUCUUCAUUGAGACUCAAGAUGCAGCUGAGACCAGCCUUGCCCUCCUUAAUUACAUAAAGGCAAGAAAUAUGAGAUGUUCAAUUACCUUGGGCAAAGUGUCUGAAGGUGUAGAUUUUGAUCAUCACCUUGGCAGGGCUGUGAUAAUGAUGGGAAUUCCAUAUGUCUACACCCAGAGUCGUAUCCUCAGAGCUCGCUUGGAGUAUCUUAGGGAUCAGUUUCAGAUCAGGGAGAAUGAUUUUCUGACCUUUGAUGCAAUGAGACAUGCAGCACAAUGUGUUGGUCGAGUAUUGAGGGGGAAGACUGACUAUGGAAUCAUGGUAUUUGCUGACAAAAGAUUUGCAAGAGUGGACAAAAAAGGUAAACUGCCAAGAUGGAUUCAAGAGCAUCUAAAAGAUUCCAUGUGCAACCUGUCAACAGAAGAGGCUGUUCAGAUUUGCAAGAGGUGGUUGAGACAGAUGGCUCAGCCGUUCACACGGGAGGACCAGCUUGGUGUAUCUCUUCUCACAUUAGAGCAACUACAAAGUGAAGAACAGCAAAAACGAAUCCAGCAGAGAGCUCAACAGGCA
Darwinula stevensoni is the source of this 2339-nucleotide messenger RNA. The record is from the annotation of a GenBank genome assembly. Lineage: Eukaryota; Metazoa; Arthropoda; Ostracoda; Podocopida; Darwinulidae.